CCCAGCCCAGGCCCCGCCCACCCCUAUAAAAGCCCGCGCGGGGGUGGGGCGCCAUUGUGCUGCGGAGCAGGCCGCAGCCGCGAGUGUCCCGAGGCCUUUUCGUCCCGCCGGCGCCCGAUCUUGCUUUUCGGCUCUCACGCCUUCUUCCCUCUCUUUCCCCCUUUUUUUUCUCCCUUUCUAGGUCGCGGGAGAUGCCGCGCGUCUAUAUCGGCCGCCUGAGCUACCAUGUGCGGGAAAAGGACCUGCAGCGCUUCUUCAGCGGCUACGGCCGCUUGCUCGAGGUCGACUUGAAAAACGGGUAUGGGUUUGUGGAAUUCGAGGAUUCCCGGGACGCGGAGGACGCCGUUUACGAGCUGAACGGCAAGGACCUGUGCGGGGAGCGGGUGAUCGUGGAGCACGCCCGCGGCCCCCGCCGGGACAGGGACGGCUACAGCUACAGCAGCCGCAGUGGAGGAGGAUAUAGCAGUAGAAGAGCAUCAGGAAGAGAUAAAUAUGGACCACCUGUUCGCACAGAAUACAGAUUAAUUGUUGAAAACCUUUCCAGUCGCUGUAGUUGGCAGGAUUUGAAAGAUUUUAUGAGGCAAGCUGGUGAGGUAACCUAUGCGGAUGCUCACAAAGAACGCACAAAUGAAGGAGUAAUUGAAUUCCGUUCUUACUCUGACAUGAAGCGUGCUCUGGACAAAUUGGAUGGUACAGAGAUAAAUGGACGAAAGAUCAGGCUGGUUGAAGACAAGCCACGGUCAAGCCAUAGACGAUCUUAUUCUGGCAGUAGAUCAAGGUCCCGUUCCAGAAGGAGAUCACGUAGUAGAAGUCGUAGGAGCAGCCGCAGUAGAUCCCGUAGUGCCUCAAAAAGCCGAUCUCGCUCUAAAUCUAGGUCUCGAAGCAAAGAUCGUUCACGGUCCAGAUCGAAAAGUAGAAAGUCGAGAUCAAAGAGCAAGUCUAAGGUGAAAUCUGACAGGGGUUCACAAUCCCGCAGCAGAUCCAAAGAGAAGUCUGAGAAGUCUCGCAGCAGAUCCAGGUCUGUGUCUCGAUCGCCAAAAGAAAAUGGUAAAGGAGAAGCAAAGUCUAAAUCAAGGUCAAGGAGCAGAUCUCGUUCCAAUUCGCCAAUGCAGGAUGAACCAGCAAAGGCACGGUCAGAAUCCCCACCCAAGAGGAAUGAAUCGCGAUCCCGGUCACGAUCACAUUCAAAAUCCCGCUCACGUUCACGAUCCAGUUCACAAGAUUAAUGCUGGAACUCAUUUCCCUUUUCACAUGAUUAUGGAACAUUUGUAUUCCAGGCCAGAGGUCUUUUUUAUGUUAGUAUUGGCGAAGUUGGCCUGCUUAGUUGCAGAAAGAAGCAGUCUGAAAACCACAUAAGCGAGGCGCAAAAGUUUGAAAUAUCUAAAACUGUUUAUGAAAGUGGCAAAGAGCAGGAAAAGAUUAUCUUUUUGUAGAAAUUAGGGCAAAUCCUUGAUUAUUAUUUUUUAAUAGUGCCCCAUCGGAAAUCUGGGGAGUGGAAAAUGAGUUUUAUAUAAAAUCUUUUGAGUGCAGAAGGUUUUUGGAAAGGUUAACUAUUCGUAAAUGUUUCCGUUAUUUAAAAUUACUGGAAUUAAUAGGCUAUGGCUUGCUUCUAAAAGUGCAUGAGAGCCUUAGUGAACAGGUCAGAGGUGCUUAUAAAGCUGAUAAGCCAACUAUGAGUUUGAAUUGGAACACUUCUUCUGUGUUGUACCCAAACUUGCCAGAAGUUACUUCUUUGCUCCUUUGUCACCAUCUUGAGGCAGUAUUGACAACGUAAUAAAGAUGAUCCUCUCUAACUUUGCAUGCUGCAGUUUUGCCUAACAAAAUAAAGCUAACAUCAAGUGAAAUUCAAGGUACCACAUUACUUUUUAGUUGCCAAGUUCUUUGGUUGGUUGUUUUGUUGUUGUCUUAACUGCUGCCACAUUCUGCAUCUCAGUUAUAAGAGGUUGCUAACUUCCCAUGAAAUUGAUGGCACUUGAUGAAACUUCUUGUACUGAACUUAAGUUCUAGUGUUAAUGGGUAGUCAAGAACUAGAUUUCCCAUUAUGAUUUGUGCAGCUGGAUUAGAAAUAAAAUCAGUUCCCCUAAUGUUUGUAGCAAACCAGUUAGCAACAAUAACAGAAUAUUAGCACAGCCGUGUAACCUUUAUACAAUGUGUAGUUUGACUUGUAUAAAAUUAAAUCAUUGACUCCAGUGUUUGUAGCAUAGCUUUAUUUGCUAGAUGAUGUUAUAGAGUAGUCUAACCUUAGCUUUGGUAUGCGAGUAAAGGAAAUUGGAAAUGGCCUGUGAUGUUGGUCUAUUGCAAAUGUUAUCACAAAUGAUUUAAUACUAUUUGAAAUGGGAAACUGAUUCCUCUUUUUACUUAGAUUGUUUAUCAAACUUUAUGCUUUUUUUGGGUAAACUCAUAACAAUGUCUACUCUUUAGCUGCCAUUUAGCAGCAAUCCAAGCCCUGAAAACUGAAAUAGUUCAGGUUAGUACAAGUUUCACUAGCCCCACAGCUCCCCUGAUGAUGCUUAACAAUCAUGCAAGACACUGGUCAGCCCCUCCUCUUUACUUCAGCUCUAGUGAUAAGCCGAUACAUUUUCAGGGACCUUAUUCUCUAGAAUCAUUUGUAUUUUUCUGACCUAUAAUGAGAGCUCCAUAAGGUUGUUUUUCUUUGGGCUUAUGAAGUUAUUUUGUAUUUUGCGGGGAAUAAGCAUGUUCAGAGGUGGUGUACAUGGCCAAAGAAUACAAUACAUCAAAAAUGCAGCCCUAAAAUUAGAAACUGAAGCAAUGCAGCAUACCAUUUGGGUGGCAUAACAAAAUACCUGUUGAAAUACGGUAUUCAGCAUAAGCUUCAAGCAGGAAAAAAGGGGCCAAUUAGGCCAUAAGCUAGAAUUUAAUUGUCCCUUCUCUUGAAUUAAUGCAGGAGAAGGUCUUAAUAGCCCUGAUAAUUCAGUUGGUCUAGAAUGCUGCACCCAGAGGUAGGUGUGUGGCUAGGACUCCAGAUUAUUCUUUGCCAGUUUUUAUAGGUUCAGUUUAAGGUGCCAGUUGCAGACCAUGACUGAAAUUGUUCAGAAUAUAUAGGCAUUUAACUAGUGUGGAUCAUUGUUCAACAACUUUGUUAGGAUUGUCACAUAGGAAACCUUACUUGCUGAAAAGCAAAACUGGGUA
Podarcis muralis (Common wall lizard) is the source of this 3150-nucleotide messenger RNA. RefSeq names its product serine and arginine rich splicing factor 6 (gene SRSF6). Gene Ontology annotation, cellular component: cytoplasm; nucleus. The record is from RefSeq and is a predicted model, not a curated record. Gene Ontology annotation, molecular function: mRNA binding. NCBI's taxonomy places the organism in Eukaryota, Metazoa, Chordata, Lepidosauria, Squamata, Lacertidae.